This is a messenger RNA of Owenia fusiformis, 798 nucleotides long. NCBI's taxonomy places the organism in Eukaryota, Metazoa, Annelida, Polychaeta, Sabellida, Oweniidae. The record is from the annotation of a GenBank genome assembly.
GUGAUUUCCUUAUAGAAGAGGUCUUUAUCUACGGCAGUUCAGAAACUCCAUUGGCUGAUUACACAAUAGAAACAACAUUUUUGUUGGUAAAUCCACCUGAAAAAAGUGCAUGGGACCGGUGCACUUACCACAAUGGCAUCUUAACCGCAGCGACAGGUUACCAGAGUCGGGAUAGGUGUGACGACAGAACUAUUGGACGAUGGCUCAGGAUACGAAUUAAGACGGGUGAUCUUAAAUUAUGCGAAGUUCAGGUUAAGGGACGCGAAAUAGAAAACCUUGCAAUUGGAAAAGAGACCAAACAGCCUAUUGAUAUAAGAUCCGGUGGAUUGGCGGUCGAUGGAAGAAUAGACUCAAAUUAUGAUGAUGGUUUCUGUUCAGCAACGUCAAAUGCAAAAGGAGAUCCUGCGUACUGGAUGGUUGACCUGGGGGCAAAGUACCAUAUCGACACUGUAGUAGUAUUCAACAACAACGGAGGUUGCCAUUUGACCGAAUGUCCCCAAUCGAUUGGAUACACUAUUGAAAUGUCAAAUCCACAAUCUAACGACUUCACGGUCCUCACGGACUUCGCAGUCCCCUGUUCAGGGUUCAUCACCGGUUGGGAGUAUUAUCGCCAUACAAACGAAGAGCCAUUCUGGAUAGCGGUGCUAAUACCAAGUGGUGCUUCCCUAUAUACUGUCCGACAUAUUGAAAAGAUUCCUAUUACGGAGCAAGGUUUUACUCAGUUUACUAGUUCAGGCCUGAAGGUGGAAAAAGGAGACGUUUUUGGCUUGAUCUUCUCACAGUAUACCAUCAAGGGAG